Nicotiana attenuata is the source of this 626-nucleotide messenger RNA. RefSeq names its product chitinase domain-containing protein 1-like. Gene Ontology annotation, cellular component: extracellular region. Gene Ontology annotation, molecular function: oligosaccharide binding. The transcript has 2 exons. The record is from RefSeq and is a predicted model, not a curated record. Lineage: Eukaryota; Viridiplantae; Streptophyta; Magnoliopsida; Solanales; Solanaceae. Gene Ontology annotation, biological process: carbohydrate metabolic process. The coding region runs from base 221 to 625 and encodes 134 amino acids.
GAUUGCUGAUGGUCUUUUUUAACUUCUUUGAUGGGUUGCGAGUGUAGGCAUUACAAUUUCUAAAACAACUUGGAGAAGCUAUGCAUUCUGUGCACUUAGAAAGGAAUGGCAAGACAAAUCUACAGUUAGUGUAUGUAAUAGGUCCACCACGUACAGAUAAGCUGAUUUUGGACCAAAGGAUUUACAAGCCCUGAGUGAUGCUGUAGAUGGUUUCUCUCUUAUGACGUAUGACUAUUCAAGUCCUUAUAAUCCAGGUCCCAAUUCACCUCUGAAGUGGAUACGCUCGACAUUACAUCUUCUUGCUGGAGCUGGUAGCAAAGGUAGGAGAUUGGCUGAAAAGAUCUUUGUCGGGAUCAACUUCUAUGGCAAUGAUUUUGUCCUGUCAAAAGGUUUAGGUGGGGGGCCUAUCAUAUCACACGAAUAUCUCUCUUUGUUGGAGCAACACAAGCCUGUAAUUCAGUGGGAGGAGGACAGUGCUGAGCAUUUCUUCUUGUAUUCUGACAAUCAGCAAGUCCAGCAAGUUCAUGUAUAUUUUGCUCUGUCCGAGUUUUUUAACACUAACCAUCAGCAAAUGCAGUUCAAACAUGAGGUUAACAAAAUCUCAAGCCCUAUAAAUAUAAAUUGAU